Molecule: messenger RNA, 1083 nt
Organism: Adineta steineri
Lineage: Eukaryota; Metazoa; Rotifera; Eurotatoria; Adinetida; Adinetidae
Source: the annotation of a GenBank genome assembly
AUGAAUAUAUCUUCACCUCCACCAAAUGGACCACCAUCUAGUAAUUCUGGUCCUCCUCGUCCAGGAGGACCUCCUCCGAUGCCAACUAUUACGGCUCUUCAAAAUGAUAUUGCACUUUAUGGUUAUGCUCUAUUAUAUAUACUUGCUUUAUUUGGUCAUAUAAGUAGUUUUUUAAUUUUUCUUCGACCAAUACUUAAUCGUAUAUCAACAAGUUGUCUAUUUAUUGCAUUAACUAUAACUGAUUCUAUUUAUCUAUUAGUGAGCAUCUAUGAUUUUAUCAAUAUUGGUUUUGAAAUUCGAGAUUCAUCAAAAGAUCCUUCAGCUAUAUGUCGAUUUCGUAAUUUUAUUCAAUGGACAGCUAUGUGUUCAAAUGCAUGGUUAUUAGUUGCAAUUGUUACUGAUCGAUGGAUACGUGUCAAAUUUCCAUUUAAAUCAAAACAAAUAUGUACACCACGAAAUGCUUUAAUAAUAACAAUUAUUAUUGUUAUUCUUAGUGCUGGUUUUAAUGCACAUAUACUUGAACCUAGUUAUGGUCAACUACCAGCUGGUAUUAUGACUGUAUGUGGACCAAAACCGACCAAUGCUAUUUAUAAUACAUUUGUUCGACAAAUAUGGCCAACAAUAUUUUCAUGUAUUCAAACACUUAUUCCUGUUAUUUUAUUGAUGAUUUUUUCAAUUGAUACAUUUCGUCGUUUAGCACGACAAACAAGAAUUCAAAAUACUCAUCAAGGACGUCGUCGAACUCAUCUUGAUAAUCAAAUGUUAUUGAUUAUGUUAGCUACAAUAUUAUUAUUUGUAGCAACAACUUUACCAUUAGGUUUAUUUAAUAUUUUAUUAACACCAGUUCUUGUUGGAAAAAUGACACAAACACAAUUAUUACAAUUAUCAUCUAUAUUUACAUUUAUAGCUGCUAUUAAUUAUACUUUUAAUUUCUAUAUACAUUGUUUAACAAGUCGAUUAUUUCGACAAGAACUUUUAUAUAUUUACAAAUGUCGAAAUAGAAAUACUCAAAUAGGAGUGGCAACAAAUACAAUUCGAUUAAAUCCAACAGGAAUUGCAAUGACACAAAUUCAAGUAAAAUAA